AUGGCGGCUCCUCCACCGCGAGGCCUCUCCCUCUACGACAACCUACACGAUCCCAACGAUCCGUCACCCUCAGCGACAAUCUCCUCCGCGCCAGUGACCUACCAGCAAGGCGGAUCAACAGCCGGCGACCAAGCAGCCAAGAAGCUGCUCAAUCCCGCGCUCCAGUUCCAACCCAUACGACGUCCGCAAGUGAAGCAGCCCAAAGCGAAGACGACAUUCCCAAAGGCCAUCCCCAGACCCGCGCCCGCCGCAGCCUCAGCGGCAGCUACCCCAGCAGCAGCCACUGGAGCUGCGCAAUCAAUACCGCAUCAGAGCACGCUUGCCGAUUGGGCAGUGACGGAGGAAGAUGAGUGGAUGUACGGCAUCGGAGAGAAGCGCCAGCGCGGCGGCCGCAAGAAGAAGAAGAAGCGACAGGAGCAGUUCGAGACGGAUUGGGACGAGAUGUACGACCCGACGAGGCCGACAAACGUGGACGAGUUUCUCAAGAGCGACGAGAAGGUGGAGGAGGUGAGAGAGUGGAAGGCGUUGCUAUACCGGCAUCGCAAGAAGCACGAAGACAGCGACAUGUCAGACUCGGAAGAAGAGGCAGCACCACCUCCAAGCCAACAACAUCCUGCUCCUCCUCCACCUCCACCACCACCUCAGACCUCCGAAUCAUCACAACCUCCCCCUCCACCUCCGCCCUCAGAACCCGGCACAAUAUCCAAAGCCCCCAUCCGCUACACCCAAACCUCACAACCAUCCGACAACCCCAACAAUGACGACAACGACAACGACGCAGGCUACUCCCCACCACCAACCUUCUCCCAAACCAACCAAGACACCCACAACACCCUCGAAAUAGAUUCCCAGCAGCAACAGCAACAACAACAACAACGCACCAACCGCCCCGGCCAAGCCGGCUUCGCCCACCGCCUCAUGACAAAAUACGGCUGGACAAAGGGCACCGCCCUCGGCGCCAACGAAUCAGGCAUCCUCAACCCCCUGCGCGUGCAAGUCGAGAAGCGCCGCAAGAGGGCCGACGCCGACGGCGGCGGCUGGGCCGAGCCCGCCAACAAGGCCAAGAUCAUUGGCGGCAACAGCAGCAGCCGGCACAAGAAGAACGACGCCAGCAAGUUCGGCCCCAUGAGCGAGGUCAUUGUCCUGCGCCACAUGCUCGACAACAUGCCCGACCUCGAGGCCGAGAUUGAGGACGGCCUGGGGCAGGAGAUUGGCGGGGAGUGCGGCGAGAAGUAUGGACGAGUCGAGAGACUGUACAUUGACGUGGAGACUCGUCAGGUCUUCAUCAAGUUCACGGAUCAGGUGUCCGCCUUGCGAGCAGUCAAUGAGCUAGACGGUCGUGUUUUCAACGGCAACAACAUCAUCCCCAAGUUUUACGAUACCGAAAGAUUUGAAAGGGGCAUAUACGUCGAUACGACAAGUUAG
Trichoderma reesei QM6a is the source of this 1425-nucleotide messenger RNA. RefSeq lists its product as uncharacterized. The transcript has 4 exons. The coding region runs from base 1 to 1425 and encodes 474 amino acids. Gene Ontology annotation, biological process: mRNA cis splicing, via spliceosome. Lineage: Eukaryota; Fungi; Ascomycota; Sordariomycetes; Hypocreales; Hypocreaceae. Gene Ontology annotation, molecular function: nucleic acid binding. The record is from RefSeq and is a predicted model, not a curated record. Gene Ontology annotation, cellular component: precatalytic spliceosome.